Molecule: messenger RNA, 588 nt
Organism: Oldenlandia corymbosa var. corymbosa
Lineage: Eukaryota; Viridiplantae; Streptophyta; Magnoliopsida; Gentianales; Rubiaceae
Source: the annotation of a GenBank genome assembly
AUGGCCUCACAGUAUGAUUUGAUCCGCGACUUAACGCCGAUGAAGGUCAAAUCAAAUUGGAGAAUACACGUGCGUGCACUCUGUGAGUGGAAGCCUACAUAUGGUCAAUCAAAGGAUAUAGCAUCGAUUCAAGCUUUGUUAGUUGACUCUCAGAAUCCUCCGUUUAACCCUAAAUCAUAUCCCAUUGAGUUGGAUGAUAUGUUGGAAAAGAAAUGCAUAUUCAAAUUACAACUACCACGGGAAUCCGGCAGCACAAGCUCUACUCAGGAUGAACAAUCCGAAUUUGCCGUGAAAUCGUGGGGCACUAAUUCAUCAUAUGCAAAGCUUCUACAGGAUUUUGAGUCACAAACAGAUGACAAUACCUUGACUCCGGAUGAAUUGAAGACCACUGCAAGUAGUCCAGCAUCGAAGAAGUUAGCCAUGCGCGAUGAAGUUCACCCUCCCAGUGUCCAAUCUACAAAUCUCCGCAAAAGAAAACUUCUAAUUGAGGACGAUGACGAGUCUGAAAGACAACGCAAGGCCAUUAACGUGGGAGAACAUGAAGGACCCACGAAUCUGUUUGCUAUUCCUAAAUUAUGCAUUAAAUAA